UGUUUUUGCUGGCCAAAGGCCAGUAUGCAAUGCCGUACUUUAGGACUUACCAUUCUUGUUGCAUUUAGCCCCAGUAUAUAUAUAGCCAAAUUUUACCAACCACAGGAAGCCAGAGCCAGAGCCGGAGAGGGUCUGAGAAAGGAUCACUCUGACGCUCAUUUCCUGGAAGAACUAGGGUUAGGGUUCCAGAUUUUGCAGUGUGGAGAAGCAUCAGUAAUCGAAAAUGCUCAACGCUGAUUCUUCUUUGGCAUCUGUCACUUACCUCACGACCGAGCAAAUUCAAAAGUAUUUGGAGGAAAAUAAGCAGCUGAUUCUGACUAUAAUGGAGGGCCAGAAUAUGGGAAAGUCUGGUGAGGUUGCCCAAUAUCAAGCCAAGCUUCAGCAGAACUUGACUUUUCUUGCCAAACUUGCUGAUGCUCAACCUCAAGCGCCUGUACUCCCUCAGGAUAACUUCAUGAUAAAACUUUACCCAAUUCUAAUCCAUUUCAAACUGCAACUUUUGCUCACUUCCAAGAAAACUGUGCCGCUGUCAUCCCAGGUUGUUAUGCAACAAGGGCAAGGCAGCCAGCAACCUCACAUAGCAAUGUCUCAGCAACAACCAGAUGUUCCUAUGUUGCCUUUCGAUAUGAAAGAUCAACAGCAACAUCAUCCCACAAUAUCUCUGCAACAACCAGACCUUUCAACUUCAAAAUUGCCUUUCCAGAUGAAUGAUCAGCAGCAGCAACUUAAGCAGCCAGCAUUCUUCCAGCAACAGCAGCUCCUCCAAGGGCAGGUGAAUAGGUUUCCUGGCGCCAACAGUGGCAGUAACCAGAGCCCCCAAACUAGACUUGGUAUCAAUCUCUCAGGUAAGCAAGAAAUCAACCAACAUGGCUUAGAUGCUAGUUCCAGUGGGUCUCUCGGUAAGUCACCGCUUGGUCGUAACAAUGGAAAUACAUGACCUUUUAACUGUUAAAAUGAUUGCUAGCCUGACUCAAGUGAUCAACAGUUUCUUCAUAUUUUUGGUCAUUCCAAUCCAGUGUUAUUCGGCUUAUAUCCACAAGUCCUUACAAAUGGUGCUUCAGUAUUCCCUUUGUCACUGAAUUGCAAAACGCAUCCUGACCAAUUACAAAUUCUAAUUCAUGGGAUUUUUCAACCGUUUUAUUUUU
Molecule: messenger RNA, 1145 nt
Organism: Prosopis cineraria
Lineage: Eukaryota; Viridiplantae; Streptophyta; Magnoliopsida; Fabales; Fabaceae
Product: GRF1-interacting factor 3-like
Exons: 4
Coding region: 224-937 (237 amino acids)
Source: RefSeq, a predicted model, not a curated record